Messenger RNA from Symbiodinium necroappetens, 459 nucleotides. Lineage: Eukaryota; Dinophyceae; Suessiales; Symbiodiniaceae. The record is from the annotation of a GenBank genome assembly.
CUGGCGGCCAUCGCCACCCCGCAGCUCCGGAGCUGCCAGGUCUAUGAGGUCACGAAUUUGCUUUGGGCCUUCGCAGAGUUCUACAAGUACGAGCAGGACACUGCAAACGGUGUGGUCUCAGAGCUGCGGGCUUUGUUGGAUGCCGUGGCAGAGGUGUUCAGCGGACGAAGGCCUGGCGACUUCAAGGUGCAAGUCCUCACCUCGGCCCUCAUGUCCGUGAGCGCUCUCCCUUGGAACCCGAGCUUCUCCAGCACCUGGCUCCUCAACAGCAGCUUCCAGGAGCUCUCCUCACGCUGGGGGGAGCUGGAACUCGAGGGCCAGGCGCAGGUCGCCGUGGCACUCGAGCGCCUGCAGGUGAAGCGUGCCCCCUUCUUCGACAGCCUCCUACGCAGCGCCGGCCAGGAGUUUCCAGCCGUGAAGAUCUCGCUGGAAGCUCGUUUGCUGAGCCGAGCCCGUUGA